Messenger RNA from Brassica napus (rape), 3536 nucleotides. Its product is annotated as probable L-type lectin-domain containing receptor kinase S.7. NCBI's taxonomy places the organism in Eukaryota, Viridiplantae, Streptophyta, Magnoliopsida, Brassicales, Brassicaceae. The record is from RefSeq and is a predicted model, not a curated record. The transcript has a single exon. Gene Ontology annotation, biological process: protein phosphorylation. The coding region runs from base 1386 to 3383 and encodes 665 amino acids. Gene Ontology annotation, cellular component: plasma membrane. Gene Ontology annotation, molecular function: protein kinase activity; carbohydrate binding; ATP binding.
CGAUUUAAAAAAAAAAGGAAAAGGAAAAAUGUCAAAAUGAAAUCUUUAUCCCCAAAAUUUUGAAAUUCAAAAAAAAAAAAUCCAUUGCUAAUAGUCUCUCACUCAAAUCUCAAGAGUAGGUCGUUGUCGGCGAUGUUUUCUGGCAGGGAGAAUCCGAGGGGGACAGCAAAUGUAAAGAUGAAAAUUUUUUUUGUGCAGAUCUUUGAGAGGAAGAGGCGAAUCAUCGAGCAGGUCAAGCAACAAGUAGACAGUGGCGGAGCCAGCCGCAAAAUUUAACGGGGUCACUAUAACUAAAUAAUGGGUCAAGUUAGUUUUGAGUAAAUAUUUUAGCGGGGUCAAUACACUGAUUUUAUAACAUUUCACUAGUUAUUUAAUAGAAAAUACAUGUAAUAAUUUUUUGCAAUGAAAUUUCAUGGGGGUCAACGACGGUACAACUCUGUGUUCAAGUUCCUUUUCUUUUUGCAGGAAAUGAGGGAACAAAAACCUUAAUAGCUUCAGCCCAAGUUCAUAGAAUAGCUUGUGAAUACACACUCUUUGUGCUUGCUUAUCCUAUUGUAUCACAUUAUAUUAUUAUCAUAUUAGAAUCUGCCAAGAUUCCUUUAUGCUUUUGUAAGGAUUACUGAAUGGGUAAUGUAAUAAACAAUUAGUCAGUCAUCCCACUGACGUUCACAUUCAUACUUAACGGCUAGUUUCUAUUUAUAUAUAGAUUCUUAGGUUCUGUGGAUUCUCCUAGUGGAAAGAGCCAGGUGGUGCUGAAAGCAAGAGAUUUGUACCUUUUCAAUAUAACCAAACUCUCACUUCUAGUUUAAUGUUAGAAUACUCCACUUUUGUAUCACACGAUCCGUUGUUAUUUAUUAAAGUAAACCAGCUAAAGUUAUAGAAUAUGGUCAUAGGUUAUUUUAGCACUUACUAUUGCACAAAACACUCAAAAUGAAGAUUAACUAGUGAAAUAUGUUUGCUGAGAGAUGCAUGUUGUGAUCCAAGAUGAGUCUAAAAUGCUGUUAAAAAACAGUAGACAGUCAAACCAUAGUUGGUGAGUCAAAUUUGACCUUGUCAUUAUUAAUAGAGACAGACAGAUACAUAAAUAAGGGAUUUAAAUGAAGUAAAAAGAUAACAUUCCAUCGUAUUCUAAUGCACGUGGUGGCGCCAUAUAUAUAUGCCAUUAAAACGGUCAGUUUUGAUUUUUGCGUCCACUUAUUAGGCCCCACCCGACCCGCUCUUCCAACUCUUUCACACUUGACUUAACGAACCCACCACAUACGACGCCGUGUAAGGUUCCAUCCUGAUAACCGUUGUUACAUCAAAAUUACAAAUAUACCCUCAUCUUCUUCAUCAUAUCAAUUCGAAUCCAUUUUCCCACCACACUAUCUCUCUCUCUCUCUCUAAUGGCUUCUUCAAGAAAGCUUCUUGCUCUCUUCUUCUUUAUCUCAAUAGCGGAACCAAUCUUUGUCUCCUCCGAUAACGUCAACUUCACAUUCAAAUCCUUCACCAUCCGAAACCUCACGUUCCUCGGCGACUCCCAUCUCCGAAACGGCGUCGUGGGACUCACGCGGGAGCUAGGCGUACCCGACACGAGCUCCGGAACCGUAAUCUACAACACACCAAUCCGUUUCUACGAUCCAGUCUCAAACACCACGGCGUCUUUCUCCACACACUUCUCCUUCUCCGUCCAAAACGUGAACCCAGACUCCUCCGGCGACGGGCUCUCCUUCUUCCUCUCCCACGACAACGACACCUUAGGAAGCCCCGGCGAGUUCUUGGGCCUCGUGAACUCCUCCCAGCCCAUGAAGAACCGAUUCGUCGCGAUCGAAUUCGACACCAAGCUCGAUCCGAACUUCAACGAUCCGAGCGGGAACCACGUCGGGCUAGACGUCGAUAGCUUGAACUCGAUCGCCACGUCGGAUCCGUCGAUCGAUCUCAAAUCCGGGAAAUCGAUCACGUCUUGGAUCGAUUACAAGAACGAUAUGCGUUUGCUUAACGUCUUCUUGAGCUACACUGAUCCUAUAGCUACAACGAAGAAGCCAGAGAAGCCUAUUUUGUCAGUGAACAUCGAUCUUUCUCCGUUCUUGAACGGUGAGAUGUACGUAGGGUUCUCCGGCUCCACGGAAGGAAGCACGGAGAUUCAUCUCAUCGAGAAUUGGAGCUUCAAGACGUCUGGUUUUGUUCCGGUUAGAUCGAAAUCUAACCGUCCUCACAACGUUUCAGGUAGCUCUGCAGCUCCUGUGGCUAUACCUAAGGGUGGAAGAAGACGUCAAAGACACGGUCUCGCGAUUGGACUUGGGAUCUCUUGUCCUGUCUUCUUCUGUUUAGCUCUCUCGGUGUUCGGUUACUUCACGUUGAAGAAGUUGAAAGGAGUUAAAGCGGAGAAGGAGCUCAAGACGGAGCUAAUCACAGGCCUUAGAGAGUUUAGCUACAGAGAGCUUUACGCAGCUACGAAAGGGUUUCACUCCAGUCGUGUCAUUGGGAGAGGAGCGUUUGGGAAUGUGUACAGAGCUAUGUUUGUUUCGUCGGGAACGAUCUCUGCUGUGAAGAGAUCGAGGCAUAACUCGACGGAAGGGAGGACGGAGUUUCUAGCUGAGUUGUCCAUCAUUGCUUGCUUGCGGCACAAGAAUCUUGUUCAGCUGCAGGGUUGGUGUAACGAGAAGGGAGAGUUGCUUCUUGUUUACGAGUUCAUGCCUAAUGGGAGUCUUGAUAAGAUUCUGUAUCAGGAGUCGGAGACUGGAGCUGUGGCUCUUGACUGGUCGCAUAGGCUGAACAUAGCGAUUGGUUUGGCUUCGGCUUUGUCUUAUCUUCACCAUGAGUGUGAGCAGCAAGUGGUUCACAGAGAUAUAAAGGCAAGCAACAUAAUGCUAGACAUCAACUUUAACGCGAGGCUGGGGGACUUUGGUCUCGCUAGGCUCACUGAGCACGAUAAAAGCCCUAUCUCGACGUUAACAGCUGGUACGAUGGGGUAUCUCGCACCGGAGUAUCUCCAAUACGGGACUGCGACUGAGAUGACUGAUGCGUUUAGCUACGGAGUGGUGAUUCUUGAGAUUGCUUGCGGGAGAAGGCCGAUAGAUAAAGAGCCUGAGAAUCAAAAGACUGUCAACUUGGUGGAUUGGGUUUGGAGAUUGCACAGUGAAGGAAGAGUGCUUGAUGCUGUUGAUGAGAGGUUGAGAGGCGAGUUUGAUGAGGAGAUGAUGAGGAAGCUGUUGCUGGUUGGGCUUAAGUGCGCACAUCCGGAUAGUAAUGAGCGACCAUCGAUGAGACGUGUGCUACAGAUACUGAACAAUGAGGUUGAGCCUAGUCCGGUUCCGAAGAUGAAACCAACGCUAUCUUUCUCUAUUGGGUUGAUAAGUCUUGAUGAUAUUGUUUCCAAAGAUGAUGGAGACAGCAUCGUGUAGAAGUUCUUUUUAAUUUCUUACGUUUGAAAUUUGUUUUGAUUUUUGUAACAAAUGUGUGGCCUUUGGUUCAAUGAGUUUAUAUUGAACGAUUAGGUUUUUGUAUUCAUAUAAGCCCCAUAUCCCAAUCCAAUUCAAAAAAACCAAAAACAAAAA